Arabidopsis thaliana (thale cress) is the source of this 2294-nucleotide messenger RNA. RefSeq names its product prenylated RAB acceptor 1.F4 (gene PRA1.F4). The record is from RefSeq and is marked reviewed. The transcript is spliced from 10 exons. NCBI's taxonomy places the organism in Eukaryota, Viridiplantae, Streptophyta, Magnoliopsida, Brassicales, Brassicaceae. Bases 274 to 840 code for a protein of 188 amino acids. Gene Ontology annotation, biological process: vesicle-mediated transport. Gene Ontology annotation, cellular component: endoplasmic reticulum; endosome membrane.
AACUCGAUCGACUUUCAGACAUUGACCAAAUUGAAUCAGAUCAUAACGCUACAUCCUUUUAUAUAUAUAUAACAUCACGCUACAUUAUUGUAAUAAUAUCACAAAAUUUCUACGGAAAAAAACUCGGUCUAAUGUUUUAACACACCAUCUAAUUUAUUUGGUUUUAUUCCAUAUGCAAAUUCAAGAGACCUUCUUCAUAUAUUAUACACAGAGAGAUAAAACAAUAAAUCAGAACAGUUUUACAUUAUUUCAAUCAAGUCAUCUUAUUCACUAAUGGCGAACAACGACGAGAUUACCACGUCGUCUCAUGCAUCUCCGGCAGUGAAUCACGAGUCUAUCUCACGCGCUAAGCAACGUAUCAAAGACGGACUAGCCACGCGCCGCUCCUGGAGGGUGAUGUUCGAUUUACACUCCACGGGACUACCUCACGGCGUCUCCGAUGUUUUCUCAAGAAUCAAGACAAAUCUUGCUUACUUCCGUAGUAAUUACGCAAUCGUAAUCUUGAACGUCAUAUUCUUCAGCUUGAUUUGGCAUCCGACCUCGCUCAUCGUCUUUACCGGUUUGGUUUUCCUAUGGAUCUUCCUUUAUUUUCUCCGUGAUGUGCCUCUCAAGGUGUUCAGGUUUCAAAUCGACGAUCGUGCGGUCUUGAUUGGUCUAUCGGUGAUUACCAUCGUUCUACUUCUAUUGACCAACGCGACGUUUAAUAUUGUUGCGGCGUUGAUGGCCGGAGCUGUGUUGGUUCUGAUCCAUGCGGUGAUUAGGAAGACGGAUGAUCUUUUUUUGGAUGAAGAAGCGGCGACGACUGAGACUUCAGGACUGACGUCACACCCUUCGUCUUAAAACGAUUGAUCUCCAUUUUUAUGUAUAUUCUAUUGUUUUUGAUCAUCUUAUGUGUAAUUAUAGUUUAUGGUGUAACCGUGUAAGUUUGGUUUGAUUCUCUCUCUGUUUUUAAGUUUUGAAGUAUGAACAAACUUAAUAAUGUCAAAGUCUUCGCUUCUUGUUUUUGGCGGGCUGCUUACUUUUAUCACUUUUUGGCGCCUUAUUGGGCCAUUCAUUAAGGCCCAAUAGUAUCAGCCCAUAAAAUUCAAAAAGGAACAUAUUUUUACAUUUAAACAGUGUGUCUCACACUUCCAUUUACACGUCAGCUCUCUUCGCCGGCGCUUAAUACAACCGUCAACCUCGCCGCCGGCUAGAGGAAAAUGGCGUAUCACCAACCGUACGAUCCUUUCUACGUCUAUCAACUUCAUUCUCAUCCUCAUCAUCUUCCGCCGCAGCUGCCACUGCUCGCCGACGAACCUGGGGCGAUUAACACUCUCUUUGUCUCUGGCUUGCCUAAUGACGUUAAGGCUCGUGAGAUCCACAAUCUCUUCCGUCGUCGUCAUGGAUUCGAAUCUUGUCAGCUCAAGUACACUGGACGCGGUGACCAGGUUGUGGCAUUUGCAACAUUCACGAGUCAUAGAUUCGCCUUGGCUGCAAUGAAUGAGCUAAAUGGUGUGAAAUUUGAUCCUCAAACAGGAUCAAAUCUACAUAUAGAACUAGCUAGAUCAAACUCUAGAAGAAAAGAAAGGCCAGGAAGUGGACCUUAUGUUGUGAUUGAUAACAGAAACAAGGAAAUUUCUAAGUCUCAGGAUGACCAGAGUGAUGAAGGGGAUAGCGAUCCAGAUGAGGUGCAGGAACCUGGAAAUAGCGAUUCUCCAAAGGAAAACGAUACUACCAAAAGCGAAGCGGAUUCUGAGCCAGAUAGUAAAGCACCAUCUGCUAAUGGGCACUUAGAGAAAGCAUCUGAAGGAGGUUCUGGUGCUCGAGCUUGUUCGACCUUGUUUAUAGCUAAUCUAGGGCCUAAUUGUACAGAAGAUGAACUCAAACAACUCCUAUCUAGAUAUCCUGGUUUCCACAUUUUAAAAAUCCGAGCUAGAGGCGGAAUGCCGGUUGCAUUUGCUGAUUUUGAGGAAAUCGAGCAAGCUACUGAUGCCAUGAAUCAUCUUCAAGGGAACCUCUUAUCCUCUUCAGACCGAGGCGGCAUGCAUAUAGAAUAUGCAAGAUCAAAGAUGAGGAAACAGUAAAAGAUUAUCAUAACCACAAAGCCUCACUUCUCAAAUGAAGAAUGUGGUGGAUAAUGUACCAUAUGCCAAUGGUAGUCUCUUAUGAAAACAAGAUAUAUAGAGAUCAUAAGCAAAUGAAAGCUGUAUUUCUUAUUUUAAAUCUUCACUUACUAUUUGUUGUCAUGAAGAUGAAUCCUUCUAUGCUGACACUGACUUAAGAGAUACAUAUGAAUAUAUUUAUUCAAGAUUUAC